AUGGCUUGGAUCUCAUGGGAAAGAAUGGCAAAACCCAAGAGAAAAGAAGGCUUAGGAUACAAAGACAUUACCUCUGUCAAUGAUUCUUUGCUUGCAAAAGUCGGCUGGAGGAUUCUCAAAAACCCAGACUGUUUGCUCGCCCGAUGCCUCAUGGGGAAAUAUUGCCAUACGGAAUCCUUUCUCAAGUGUAAAGCACCAGGAAAUGCCUCCCACGGCUGGAGAAGCGUCCUGAUAGGGAGAUACCUCCUAGUCAAACAGCUUGGAUGGGUUGUAGGGACAGUGGAGAACAUAAGCUUAUGGGAGGACCCGUGGCUGUCCUGCUUUGAGCAGCAAAGACCAUAUGGACCUCCAACUGAAGCAACAAGUUCUCUUAAAGUCGCAGACUUGAUGAUACCGGGAGCUCCUUAA
Raphanus sativus (radish) is the source of this 408-nucleotide messenger RNA. RefSeq lists its product as uncharacterized. Bases 1 to 408 code for a protein of 135 amino acids. The transcript has a single exon. The record is from RefSeq and is a predicted model, not a curated record. Lineage: Eukaryota; Viridiplantae; Streptophyta; Magnoliopsida; Brassicales; Brassicaceae.